Messenger RNA from Trichomycterus rosablanca, 1615 nucleotides. RefSeq names its product torsin family 4, member Aa (gene tor4aa). Lineage: Eukaryota; Metazoa; Chordata; Actinopteri; Siluriformes; Trichomycteridae. The transcript has a single exon. The record is from RefSeq and is a predicted model, not a curated record. Gene Ontology annotation, molecular function: ATP binding; ATP hydrolysis activity. The coding region runs from base 1 to 1218 and encodes 405 amino acids. Gene Ontology annotation, cellular component: endoplasmic reticulum lumen; nuclear envelope.
AUGGAAGACAAAGACACGUCUGAGAUACUAUCAGAGGAUGAAACCAAGAGGGAGAAAAACAACAAGAAGCUCACACUGUCCUCGUUCUCCUCAACAGUACGAGCCGUGGUGCGAAUUCGCCAGAAGUACCAAGCACUGAAGAAGCACCGCAUGGAACAGGAAGCAACGGGAGCCCUGUUUAGUCCCCAUCGCUCCACCAGCCCGAAAGUUUUCACGUUCGACCUGGACGAUAGCAACCACCACACUAAUUUAGGCAAAAAGAGGAAAAAAAAGAAAAAACGCAUUCUGUUCCCCAGUGGCAAUCGGCGCGUUUUACCCAACAAAGAGAGCAGUCGGGCCAAGCAUUGCCUGAUUCUCCUCAGCAUCAUCGUGUUCAUGCAGGUUUACAAUGCUUUCGAGAAUCUGGAUGAUCAUGUCCUGAAGUAUGACCUGGAGGGCCUUGAGAAAACACUCAGAAGGGAGGUUUUUGGACAGCAAAAGGCAACCGAGGUCCUUUUGGAACAUUUAAAGGAUUACCUGUCCACCUAUGUUCACAGCAAACCUUUGGUUCUGUCUAUUUUAGGCCCCAGUGGUGUAGGAAAGAGUCACUUGGGGAGGCUGCUGGCUCAGCACUUUCGUUCUGUAGUGGGAGAACAGCUGGUCAUGCAGUACUACGUGCUUCACCACUGUCCCACAGAAGAACACGUUCAUGCCUGCACCCAAACUCUGAAGUCCAAGGUUUCAGAGUUGUUCACUCAGGCAGAAGAAGAGGAAAAAAUCCCUCUGUUUAUCUUUGAUGAGAUGGAGCACAUGCCCACGGAGCUUUUGGACACGAUGCUCGGUCUGAUCCGAAACCAAGAAAACAACGAAUACCUGAAUGCUAUUUACAUUCUCGUUAGCAACCUGGAGCAGGAGGAGAUCACGAAGUUUGUGCUGCAGAACUCGAGCGUACCCGUUUCAGGCCGGGGGUACAUGAGCAAAGAGCUAAACGCACUGUUGCUUAGCAAUCUCAAAAAGCACCAUUCAUUGUGGCUGGAGGCCGAGUUGCUGCCUCUUACCCUUCUGGAGAAAAGCCACGUGAUGCAAUGUUUUAUUGACGAAAUGUCUCGAGAAGGAUUCUACCCAGACCGCUCUCACGUGGAAAGACUAGCGGAAGAGCUGGGUUACUAUUCUGUAGGCGACCGGGAGUUUUCACGUACUGGAUGCAAGCAAGUGGUGGCGAAGGUCAAUCUUCUAUGAAAUGGUUGAGUAUGCGUGUUGGCCGUACCAAGAAGACAUUGACAUUGGUCACCUUUUGUGCAGCUCUAAAGAGAAAUCUUGAGAACAUUGAAUGUUUUAAGACAUUAAAUUUUUUAUUUUACUUUUUAUAUUUUAAAAUGAGACGUUAAUUUCAUUUAACUCACACUUACUGUUACUGUAAAACUGGUGAACCUUUGUAGCACCAAAUGGGAUUCCCACUCGAGAGCUUGAGAUCUCGGAUGUGGUACGCCACUCGAGCACCCUGAAUCAAAUUUUUUUGUCUGUCUUUGCAUAACUACUACAACAAAUGUGAUUAAUUAUAGGAUUUUCUUUUCCCUCCAGUUGCAUCUUGCUGGUCUUAUCAUUCCUUGAAGUUCUGUACUGAUGUGAACAUAGU